AUGUAAAGAUGGUAAACACCUGCUAAGAGAAAGGCUAAUAUGUCAAUCAUUAUGAAAAUAAUAUGCAAGUUCAUGAUGCUAUCUAUCUCUCUUCUCCUGUCUAUUUCGUGUUAUUUUCUACCAAUCAAUCAAAAUAUCUUGGCUUUUCAUGGAAUUGUCUCUUGGUACACAAAAUUUAAGAUUUACCGGCUGUUUGUCACUUGGGCGGACACUGAAGAGCCGCUUGAAUGGUUAGUUCUGACUCUCAAUCAUCUCUCAUCCCAACUUCGGGGUUUUACCCAUGUUCAUAAGUCUUGGAACCCACUCGCAGCCUCUAGUUUAGCUUGCCGUCUUUGAUUAUCUCUCCGCGUUCUCAUUUAUCUCCUGUCCUCCCACGUCUAUAUCUUUCCUCUUUCCUCUUAUCGACAUCAUCAUUGUGUGAAUACCUUCAUUUGGCUAUUUUCACAUUCUUUUCGUCGCAAAACAAAUACACCUACCGCUUCACUCUUUCAGCGGGCAUUCUUUACGAGCAACUUUUACGAACGACCCUGUGGAAGGAUAUAACCUUACCAUAAGACGGUAUAAUACACGACAUAAUCUAUCACCGACAAGAUGAAAGCCGGAGUUAUCGCAGUAGCGGCUGCCCUCGCGGGUGGCGUUACUGCUAGGGACCUUGGGAGAAGACAUGGUCAUCAAGAUUUCCAUGGCAGAGGACUAUUGGCAACUGGAGCAUCAUCAUCCGAGUCAUGUGGUUGCACAACUGUUUGGUCUACCGUCACUGGUCAACCUCAGUGUAUGUGAUAUUCGUAUAUUCAUGGAGUAUGUUGUUACCGACAUUUUACUGACAUCUUAUCUUAGUAUACUUCCCGCCUGCUCCUACCGCUGGCUCAAGUGCUUCAGGUUCAGUCCCAUCUGGCCCAGCAGGCUCUGUUCCAUCUGGCUCACCAGGUACACCUGAGGCUUGUGCAGCUCAAUGUAGUGUAUCCUACGACAGCUGCCGCAGUGCACCAGAUGCAAACCGAUCCAGUUGUGCUUCUUCAUACGCUUCAUGCCUCGGAUACUCUCCAUAUGAUAACAAUGGAUCGCUCGUCACUCCAACUGCUUGCUCCAGCCAAGUAGCAUCAUCCACCACCGUUGCUCUGACCACUUCAGUUCCAGCAGGUUCAGUUCCAUCUGGCUCACCAGGUACACCUGAGGCUUGUGCAGCUCAAUGUAGUGUAUCCUACGACAGCUGCCGCAGUGCACCAGAUGCAAACCGAUCCAGCUGUGCUUCUUCAUACGCUUCAUGCCUUGGAUAUUCUCCAUAUGACAGCAAUGGAUCCCUUGUCACUCCAACUGCCUGUAGCCAAGUAGCAUCAUCUACCGGUGUUCCAACUGGUUCAGCUCCCGCAGGUUCAGUCCCAUCCGGCCCAGCAGGCUCAUCUCCAUCCGGCCCAGCAGGUUCAGUCCCAUCUGGUCCAGCAGGCUCAGCAGGUUCUCCUCCAGCAGGCUCAUCCCCAUCGGGAUCGGCAGGUUCCCCUCCAGCAGGCUCAACCCCAUCUAGCCCAGCAGGCUCUACCCCAGGAAGCUCUACCCCAGGAAGCUCUACUCCAGGCAGCUCAACUCCAGGAAGCUCUACCCCAGGCAGCUCUACCCCAGGAAGCUCAACUCCAGGAAGCUCUACCCCAGGAAGCUCAACUCCAGGCAGCUCUACCCCAGGAAGCUCUACCCCAGGCAGCUCAACUCCAGGAAGCUCUACCCCAGGAAGCUCAACUCCAGGAAGCUCAACUCCAGGCAGCUCUACCCCAGGAAGCUCUACCCCAGGCAGCUCAACUCCAGGAAGCUCUACCCCAGGAAGCUCAACUCCAGGCAGCUCUACCCCAGGAAGCUCUACCCCAGGCAGCUCAACUCCAGGCAGCUCUACCCCAGGCAGCUCUACCCCAGGCAGCUCUACCCCAGGCAGCUCAACUCCAGGAAGUUCGACUCCAGGAAGUUCGACUCCAGGAAACUCUACCCCAGGAAGCUCUACCCCAGGCAGCUCAACUCCAGGAAGUUCGACUCCAGGAAACUCUACUCCAGGAUCAUCCGCCCCAGGAGCAUCCCAAGGAGUUUCAACUACCCCUAACCUUCCAGCCACGAGUGCAACACCCGCUGUCCCAACCCCUUUUGCAACCACCGCCGCAACUCCAGGUGUCUACACCAUCCCUGCGACAACCGUUACUUUGACUGAGUCCACCACUGUCUGUGGUGCUACAUCAACUGCUCUUCCAACUCCAGGAACCUACACUGUAGGAGGUGUCACUACUGUCGUAACUACAGAGACAACAAUCGUAUGCCCAUACGCUGCUAUCACAACCACAGAUGGUGUUGUUACAAGCACUAUUUUGACAACUACUUAUGUUUGCCCAGCCGCAGGAACAUACACAAUCAACCCAUUGACCACUACCGUUACUGAACCCGCCGUAUGGGUCUACCCAACCCCUGCUUCCUUUGCUCCAGGAACAUACACUCAACCUGAAGUUGUAACCACCAUUACUGAGACUAACGUUGUUGUUUUCUGCCCAUACUCCUCUUCAGCUUACACAAUUGUUGAUGCAACAUUACCAGCAAGCACAUAUGCCCAAGCCACCACAGCCCCAGCUCCAGUUUCCACUUCCGUUGCAGUCCCAGUCGUCGCACCAUCCUCAAGCGUUGUUCCCGUUGUUGCAUCUUCCGUCGCAUCUUCCGUCGCAUCUCCAUCUGCUUCUUCUUCGUCCUCUUCCGGUAACGGAGGUGGCGUAGGAAGCAGUGGCAAUCAAUGGGCCAUGACUUACUCACCAUACCAAAAUUCCGGAGCUUGCAAGACUGCCGACCAAGUUUCUACUGAUGUAGCUCUCAUUGCUGCCAAGGGUUUCAAAGCCAUUCGUAUGUACAGCACUGAUUGCUCAGGACUAGAAAACAUUGGUAGCGCCGCUAAAACCGCUGGUAUUAAGUUGAUUAUUGGUAUCUUCAUUAGCGAAACUGGAGUUUCCGGAGCUGCUAGUCAAGUUACUGACCUUAUUGCUUGGGGACAAUGGUCUCUCGUUGAGCUCAUCGUCGUUGGUAAUGAAGCUAUCUUCAAUGGUUACGCAUCUGCUACCGAACUUGCUGGGUUCAUCAGCUCCUCCAGCUCAUCCUUCAAGAGCUCUGGAUACACCGGUCAAGUUACCACCACCGAGCCCCUCAACAUCUGGCAAGAAUACACUAGCACUCUUUGCGCAGUCGUUGAUAUUACUGGUGCCAAUCUCCACCCAUUCUUCAAUGCUCAAACCACCGCCGAGAAUGCCGGUAAAUUCGCUCUCUCCCAACUCGAGCUCGCUGAAAGCAUGUGCGCCGGAAAAUCCGCAGUUAACCUCGAGUGUGGAUGGCCAUCCGCCGGAAGCUGUAACGGACUAGCCUGCCCAGGUGCUUCCGAGCAGAGCAUCGCCAUUGCAAGCAUCGUCGAAUUGUGCGGUGGACGCACCACCAUUUUCAGUUACACCGACGAUUACUGGAAGGCACCUGGAGCCUUCAAUGCCGAACAACAUUGGGGUUCUAUCCACCUUUUCUAGAUAUCGGCUAGAGAACAGUAGAAUUCUACAUGUAUGACAACACAAGGUCACCUCAUAAAAAAUUUUCCUUGUUUACAUCAUCAUAUCAUACCAUAUCAUAUCAUAUGAGGCAUAGCAUAGCAUGAGCGAGCAAAAGGCAUUUUACGUACGACUCGGUAGACAAUACUAGGAUUGAGAACUGAGGACUGAGGAUAUAUUUAUUUUUCUUUUAUCAUUUUCUUUUUUUUUCGCGUGGCUUGUGUGGCCUGUAGAGCUUUGGGUUGGGUGUUGCUGGUUGCAUUUUUUGUAUUGCGCGUAGAAAAGAGUAACUACUAUACAUAAUAUUAUAUAUACACAUAUACACAUACAUACAUACAUAUAGAUAGAUAUUGAAGGCUUAAGUCCUGGCUCAUACUAUAUUU
Sclerotinia trifoliorum is the source of this 3928-nucleotide messenger RNA. Lineage: Eukaryota; Fungi; Ascomycota; Leotiomycetes; Helotiales; Sclerotiniaceae. The record is from the annotation of a GenBank genome assembly.